AUGACGGCCACAAAGUACCUUGAUCGGGCAAUCCCCCAAAUAUCGCUCGCCAGUUUUGAAUCACGCACUGACGAGAUCACCCUCGAACUUGUCAAUGCAGCUGAGAACAUUGGCUUCUUCAGUAUCAUCGACCACGGUAUACCUUCGGAAGUGGUUCAAACUAUGUUCGAGGACUCAGCACGCUUCUUCAGCCAACAUGAUACAGUCAAAGCUAGAGUACCAUUCUCAGCAGCGGACAACGCUGGCUGGGAAAAGAAUGCGCAGAUACGACCCAGUACAGGCGCGCCAGACAGGAAGGAAUCUUACCAGAUGCAAUUCGGCGAAGGCUUCAAGGAGACAUCACUAGACUUCAUGAAGCGUGUUCAAGCUGUAUCAGAGAAACUCAUGAUCUGUUUCGCACGAGGUCUUGGCUUUCCCGACGACUUCUUCAUCGCAUGUCACAACGUCAGCAAACCAGACUCCCAGACUGUCGCUCGCCUUCUUCAUUACUUCGAGACCCCAAGGAGCACAUCAAGUGGAGAAUGGCACAGAGCCGGCGCACAUACAGAUUGGUCUUUUCUCACCCUGCUCUUUCAAAAAGCUGGCCAAUCAGGUCUCGAGAUAUGCCCUGGUCGCGAAAUCUCAACCUCGUUUGGACAUGGCGACACCUGGACGAAAGUCGAGCCUGAUCCAGAGUCUAAUGCUAUCAUUUGCAACAUAGGCGACCUGCUGAUGUCAUGGAGUGACGAUAGAUUCAAGAGCACUUUCCACAGAGUUAAGGCUCCUUCUGAGCCUGGCGACUUCUAUGGCGAAAGAUACAGCAUUGCAUUCUUCAAUCAACCACGGAAGAGUGCGAGAAUUCAAGGUCCGCUGAAGAAAUAUCCCAUGGUAACUGGAGAGGAGUUCACAAGGAAUGCUAUGCAGAAAUACUACCAGGCUGUGCUUGACAAAACACCCAUGCGAGGAAGGAAAGAUGCAGGUGAACCAAGAUUGGUGGAUUAUCGGGUCACGCCGAUGAUUGUUGCCUGA
This is a messenger RNA of Lithohypha guttulata, 1008 nucleotides long. RefSeq lists its product as uncharacterized. Bases 1 to 1008 code for a protein of 335 amino acids. NCBI's taxonomy places the organism in Eukaryota, Fungi, Ascomycota, Eurotiomycetes, Chaetothyriales, Trichomeriaceae. Gene Ontology annotation, molecular function: 2-oxoglutarate-dependent dioxygenase activity. The record is from RefSeq and is a predicted model, not a curated record. The transcript is spliced from 2 exons.